Messenger RNA from Auanema sp. JU1783, 1440 nucleotides. The record is from the annotation of a GenBank genome assembly. NCBI's taxonomy places the organism in Eukaryota, Metazoa, Nematoda, Chromadorea, Rhabditida, Rhabditidae.
AUGACCAUUAGUGCUAACAGUGAGCUGAGCGACGUUCAAAAGCCAAGCAAUGGAGAUAUGGCCACCGAAGUUCGUCGUGAUAGAUUCAAAACCUUCUGGGAUAAGUAUUCGGAUAAACCCGAUACUAACACCAUGAUGCUUAACCAUUCUGCUGAUGAUCUUGAAUCUGCCGACAGAACCGAUAUCCUCGCUUGUCUUCCCCAAGUUACUAACAAGGAUGUUGUUGAUAUUGGAGCUGGUAUUGGACGUUUCACUACCGUUUUGGCCGAAUCAGCUAAGUCCGUUCUCUCAACUGAUUUCAUUGAGUCCUUUAUUUCUAAGAAUAAAGAACGCAAUGCUCAUAUGGGUAAUGUUCAAUACCAGAUCGGUGAUGCUGUCCAUCUUGUCAUGGAUAACACGAGUGUCGAUCUUGUCUUCACCAAUUGGCUCAUGAUGUAUCUGAGUGAUUCUGAGACAAUCGAAUUCCUGAUGAAUUGCAUGAAAUGGCUUCGUCCAAAUGGAUACGUACACUUGAGAGAAAGUUGUUCUGAACCAAGCACAGGAAGAUCUAAAACUAACACCAUGCAUUCCACUUCCGAAGCUAAUCCAACUCAUUAUCGUUUCUCAUCCCUUUACAUCACGUUGUUGAGAAACAUUCGUUAUCAAGAUGCAGAAGGUAAAAUCUGGAAAUUCAAUGUUGAAUGGAGUUGCUCCGUCCCAACUUACAUCCAGUAUCAAAACAAUUGGCGCCAAGUUCAUUGGUUAGCUAAGAAAGUGCCAGCUGAGGAAACAAAACCAACAUCUCCUGAAGAUCUUCUUGAGCUUUUCAGCAAAGUGUGGUAUGAAGAGCAAGUGGAGUGGGAUAAGAAAUUGGAUGGAGAGAAAUACGUGUGGACUGAUAAGAUUUUCGCUAAUGUUUUGAAUGAUGAAAUCGUUGCGAAGAAUUCCGCUGCCUUAGUAUAUACUCCACGUGCUUCAUCUCCAUACACUCAUAUCAACUCUCAUCUCUUGGCUGAGAAUUUCACAUGUAACGUAUGGAACAUUGAAACCAAGCCAUACCUUUACCGUACUUCCCUUACCCGGGCCAAUACGAUCAAGGACAAAAGAGUCAGAUUUGCGUGGAACGAUAGUUUGGCUUCUUCGAUUAAUUAUUGGAUUGCACGUGAUGCUUCUUUCGAAAGCUUCAUUGCUACGGAAUUACUCUCUUCUUCAUCGGAUGAGGAACUAACGAAAAUCCAGUCUAUUAUGAAUUCGGAAGCGAAUGUUGUUCUAUUGGAGCCAGUUGAUGAGAUCAAUGAGGAAGCAAUUAAGAAGAAGCUCUCCUUGAUAGGCUUAAAGAAGAUUAUCAUCAAGGACGUUACAACUGAAAGCGUAAAUGCUCAAAAGGAGUAUUUCACUGAGCACCAACUUACUGACGAUACUCCAGCCAAGAAAUGGAUCUUGAUUCAGGGACAUUUGUAA